CCAGCACCGCCAGAAAUUGGUAUCUUUCCGAAUUUUAAGAAUGGGCGAUAAAGAAGUUGUGGAAGGCUUUCCAGAGUGCUGGACGCCAGAUAUUGUGGUAGGAAUAGAUUUUGGGAUGACCUAUACAGGGGUCGCGUAUUCCUGUGGCCCAGAAUGGUUACCCCCAAAGACAAUCCAGCGUUGGCCGGGAAGGCUCCCAGGAGAGCUCGCAAAUAAAGUCCCUACCUCCAUUGAGUAUUCUACUGAAUCAGGCAAAGUUCAAAAUUGGGGAUUCAAGUGCGAUCCAGAAGUGAAGGGGUCAGAUAUCAAGGAGUUCUUCAAGCUACACCUUGCGCCUCAGCAUCAAGAUGAAACUCGGGGAGGCCCUACUCGACAGGAGGCCCAACGCUGGUUUCAGGACUACAUCCUGUCCAUAUAUCAACACGUAGUAUCCCACUUCAAUAUUACCGUCCCACAAUUUGGCUCGCGCCAAGUGGAAUUUCUUUUUAGUGUGCCCACGACAUGGAAAGAUGUACGGAUGGUUGAAGAAACACGGGCUAUUCUUGAACGCGUCAUUAACACAAAGACGCCGCGCCACCGCGCUGUUAUAGGUCUCACCGAAGCAGAGGCAGCGGCCGUGUAUGCCGGGAAUGAACAUUAUAUGGUAGAUGAUACCAUUCUUGUCUGUGACGCAGGUGGAGGCACUACGGACGUGAAUGUGCUAAAGCUUAUUUCAACCCGGGGUGAGCCAACUAGACUGGAGCAAUUGGGCCACGUUGAAGGACAACCGAUUGGCUCUGUUUUUAUUGAUAGAAAAAUCCACCACCUCAUUUGCCAAAGGCUGGAAAAGGUCCGUGACCAUUUAGAACUCUCGCCCAGUGAUGCAGCAUGGAUCAUGACUUCAGGACGUUUCCAACGGUUGAAAUGCGCCUUUGGUACAGACGCUAUAUUAACGCCAUGGUUGAAGCUCGACGUUCCAACUUUAGGAACUAUACUGGACUUACCAGAAGCGGAGAUCUACAAUGGUCAAAUGCAUAUUGCAUGGGAAGAGAUCAAGGAUUGUUUUGAUUUGAUGGUUAAUAAAAUGUGUACUCUGCUGGACGGACAUAUCAAGAGAAUGCACGCUAAGUAUCCUGGAGACCAAAUAACGUACCUCGUUCUCUCAGGAGGUUUCGGAAGUUCCCCGUACAUAAGGCAAUGUUUGAUAGACAGGUUCGGUAGUUCAGCCGAGUAUAAGCACCCGAAUGCGGAAGACAUGCAAGUUCUUCUCGCAGAUGAACCGCAACUUGUAGUGGUCCAUGGUCUCGUUCUAGAUCGAAUUCAGCGUAUAAAACGUGGGGUAGUCACAUUUGGGUCAAGAUGUGCCCCUGUAAGUUACGGGAUCAUGUGCGACAAGCUCUAUGACCCGAAUAAACAUGUUGGGGAACCAGUACGUUUGGAUCCCCGAGAUAACAACAUGUUUGCCGUGGAUCAGAUUGACUGGUUGAUAAUUCAGGGCUCCCCAAUCCCAUACACCGGUAUAACAAAAGAGUUUCAGCUCAAGGUAGACCCCGGCCGGGAGAAUGACCACUGGAGGGUACAAAUCGUCAUGUCAACCUUACCCCCUGACAUUCUACCAUACAACAUGAGAGAAAAGGGUGUCCAAAAAGUCUGCUGCCUCGAUAUUUCUGUGGAUGCUGUCGAUAAGAAGCUAAAGAAUCGUCACUGGUACAGCAUGAAGCCUGCAUUUUGGCGAACGGUGUUCGAGGUAAAGGUUGUUGUUGGACCUGCCGACCUGUCUUUCCAGCUAUGGUCCAAAGAUAAGAGGAUUCUAAGCGGUAAACACGAACCAAUUGCUGUGAGCUGGAUGCCUGCACAAGGAUUAGAAGAAUAGAUGCUUGGAUAGCAUACUAGACGCAUGUAUAAUCUAUUCAGCCCAGCAUGUUGAGGAAGGAAUGCAUGUAAUGCAAAUGUACAGUUACAGAUAUAGAACCAAUUAUUUCUCAGCGUACUACCAACAAUGGUCCAUUUGUCAAGUUUGCCAGCUCUAGUCACA
Messenger RNA from Aspergillus pseudotamarii, 2014 nucleotides. Its product is annotated as Hsp70 family protein. The record is from RefSeq and is a predicted model, not a curated record. The transcript has 9 exons. Lineage: Eukaryota; Fungi; Ascomycota; Eurotiomycetes; Eurotiales; Aspergillaceae. Bases 41 to 1852 code for a protein of 603 amino acids.